Adineta steineri is the source of this 1074-nucleotide messenger RNA. NCBI's taxonomy places the organism in Eukaryota, Metazoa, Rotifera, Eurotatoria, Adinetida, Adinetidae. The record is from the annotation of a GenBank genome assembly.
AUGAAAAAUAUUGGUCUUAUAUUACUUAUUCUUAGUAUUAUUCUAUUUGCUAGUUUUCAUUUAUUCUCAUUCAAUAAUAAAAGCAUUAUUACUCAACAACAAUGUAUAUCCAAAUCAGAUGAUUUGAAUGAAACUCGAAGAAGAAAUUAUGAUUCAUCAUCAUUAAAACCAAUUAUAUUUAUUGGUGGAAUGCCACGUAGUGGUACAACAUUAAUGCGUGCUAUUCUUGAUUCACAUCCAUCUGUUCGUUGUGGUGAAGAAACAAGAGUUAUACCAAGAAUGUUAAGUAUGAGAGCAGCAUGGAAAAAAUCAACUAUUGAAUGGAAUAGACUUUUGUCUGGUGGUAUGACAGAAUCAAUUCUUGAUUCGGCUGUUCGUGCAUUUGUUUAUGAAAUUCUCAUUCAUCAUAGUCAAUCUGCUGAUAUUCUUUGUGAUAAAGAUCCUUUUGUUAUUAAAUAUUCGUCAUAUGUUUCAUCAUUAUUUCCAAAUUCGAAAUUUCUUUUAUUAAUACGUGAUGGACGUGCUGUUAUACAUUCUGUGAUGACACGGAAAGUAACAAUUACUGGUUUUAGUUUAACUGAUUAUCGACAAAAUUUAAAAAUAUGGAAUAAAGGUAUGGAAACUAUGUAUGAAGAAUGUGAACAAAUCGGUCCAGAUAGAUGUCAAAUGGUUUAUUAUGAACAACUUGUUUUACAACCAAAAAAAACUAUUGGAAAUAUAUUAAAAUUUCUAAAUAUAUCUUGGGUUGAUAGUGUUCUUCAUCAUGAAGAAUUUAUUGGAAAGAAAAUAUCACUUUCAAAAACUGAACAUUCUACAGAUCAAGUUAUUAAACCAAUCAAUCUUGAAGCAUUAACAAAAUGGUUUAGUCAUAUACCAGCGCAUGUUAAACGAGAUGUAGAUUCUUUAGCACCAAUGUUGAAGAGACUUGGUUAUGAUACAAUAUCAGAUGCACCAACAUAUGGUACUGCAGAUCCAUUCGUAUUAGAAAAUAUGAAUCGACUUAAAAACAAUGCUGACUUUUGGAAAAAUCAAACAAAAAUGUAUGCACGUCAAAUACCUACUCGAGUAAAUUAA